Rotaria sp. Silwood1 is the source of this 453-nucleotide messenger RNA. The record is from the annotation of a GenBank genome assembly. NCBI's taxonomy places the organism in Eukaryota, Metazoa, Rotifera, Eurotatoria, Philodinida, Philodinidae.
UGUUUUAAUUUCUGUAAAGAAUUUAAAGAAUUUGCCACUCGAGGUAAUGUAUUGGAUUUAGCUAUUGGUAUUGUUAUUGGAACUGCAUUUACUAAUGUUAUUCAAUCACUUGUUGAUGAUAUUAUUACGCCUCCGUUAGGUUUAGUAUUGGGUGGUGUUGAUUUUGCUAAUUUAACAAUUAAAAUGAAAAAUUUUGUUUAUACAAAUCAACCACCAGUUGUUAUUCGUUAUGGAAAAUUUAUUCAAUCAUGUUUUACUUUAUUAAUUAUAGCAAUGACGCUUUUCUGUAUUAUUAAAGCUAUAAACCAUCUCUAUAAGAUAGCGGCUAAAAGGAAAGAAAAAAAGAAAACAGACACCGAUGUCGAAAUAAGUGAAGAAAUAAAAAUAUUACGUGAAAUUCGAGAUCUACUAGCUAACAAAUCGUCUGCAGCAAUAACACAUGUUGAAGUAUAA